Molecule: messenger RNA, 9166 nt
Organism: Galleria mellonella (greater wax moth)
Lineage: Eukaryota; Metazoa; Arthropoda; Insecta; Lepidoptera; Pyralidae
Gene: Myo10A
Product: unconventional myosin-XV
Exons: 32
Coding region: 225-9026 (2933 amino acids)
Cellular component (GO): cytoskeleton; myosin complex
Molecular function (GO): cytoskeletal motor activity; ATP binding; protein binding
Source: RefSeq, a predicted model, not a curated record
CUUUUUAUUCGUUCGCGGCGGCGCUGUGGCGGCAGCGGAUUUUGGUUUUGCUAAAAUACGGUGUAAUCAAAAUAUGUGUGUAAAUUGUUGUUGUAUUAGUGUUUGUUGGUUAUUAUUAAGUGAAUAAUAUAGUGACAUAUGUGGUAAUAAUUGUGUUAUGAAGUUUAGUGAAAGUUGACGGAGGUUUUCAAGGAACUUCGGGUGUCUCGUAGCUUAUUUACUUAAUGGCGGGCUCCGGGGGGCUCGCGGAGUGGUCUGAAGGCGCGGCGGUGUGGUUCCAGCCGACCGGCGCCACCGCACCACUGCCCGGCUCGCUGCUGGAGGUACACCGCGCCGCUAGAGUGCUCCUCGUCAGCGCGAUCGUCAAUGGCCAGCCUCAAACCUUUGCCCUACAAAUGGGCAAUGGCGAAGAUGAGGGAGAUCCAGUGUGGCCGCGCGAGGAGCUCGGCCCCACCGGGGUGGACGACAUGACCCGCCUCCACGACCUGCACGAAGCAGCCCUGCUGUGGAACCUGAAGCUCAGAUACGAACAAGGAAUAAUAUACACAUACGCUGGCUCCAUUUUGGUGGCUGUCAACCCUUACCGACCGGUUGAUUCUCUGUAUGGACUGCAGACUGCACGGAGGUAUCACGCAGCUGAGGCCCUGGGUGAUCUUCCACCACACCUUUUCGCCAUAGCAGCUGCUGCGCGAGCCUCUCUACCUCAGCCUCAGGCCAUACUAAUCUCUGGUGAAUCGGGUGCAGGAAAAACGGAAUCUACUAAACUCGCCGUCCAGUUCCUCGCUGCCGUCGCUCCCGCACCGCCAGGUCGAGCGCCAGUCUCGGAACAGAUCUUAGAAGCAGCACCGCUGUUAGAAGCCUUUGGCAAUGCCAGAACACCAAAAAAUCACAAUUCUAGUCGUUUUGGGAAGUUACUUGAACUCUACUUCAAGGACGGUGCGCUAGCGGGCGCGAGAGUUGCUCAUUAUCUCCUCGAAAAAUCUAGGAUAGUUACACAGUCGCCGGGAGAAAGAAACUAUCAUGUAUUUUACGAAUUACUCGCUGGAUUAGACGAAGAACAAAGAAGAACUAGAGGUCUACUGACGGCUGAGCAUUAUUUUUAUUUGAAUCAAGGAGGAGAUUCAGGCGGUGCGGGUGCAGGAGCCGACUGGUCCGCAUUGUGCGGCGCUAUGCAAGUCCUCGGAAUAGGGGAUGCGGAAAGAGAAGAUAUUAUAAGAGUUUUAGCAGCAGUUUUACAUUUAGGCAAUGUUUACUUUCAUCGAAGGCAGUUGCGACAUGGACAGGAAGGCGUGCAAUUGGGUGGAGGCGCUGAAGUUCGCUGGGCAGCACAUUUAUUGAAGGUCCCAGCAGAAGCAUUGGCAAGAGCCUUGACAACUAGAGUGACCGCUGCAAGAGCUGAACGCAUGAGGUCACCGUUGCCUAUUGAUCAAGCUCUGGAUGCCAGGGAUGCUUUUGCUAAAGCUCUUUACUCUUCACUAUUCAAUUGGUUAGUGCUCCGAAUAAAUUCGAUCGUCCACCGUGCUGGCUUACACGACGCUCACCGUAUAUCUCUCCUAGACAUCUUCGGCUUUGAAGACUUAGAAGAGAAUUCGUUCGAACAACUGUGUAUAAACUAUGCAAAUGAAACGUUACAGCACUAUUUUAAUAAACACAUAUUCAAGCUGGAGCAACAGGAAUACCAGAAGGAGAGACUGGAGUGGUCUAAUUUAACAUGGAACGAUAACUCUCCAGUUAUUCAACUUCUGAGUAAAAAGCCUGUGGGAAUCUUACAUCUGUUAGAUGACGAAAGUAAUUUCCCGCGGGCGUCCGACGCGUCAUUUUUGGAAAAGUGCCAUUACAACCAUGCGUUGAACGAGCUAUAUUCUAGACCUAGGUUAGGAGCUAGUGAAUUUGGGAUAAAACACUAUGCUGGUCAAGUGUGGUAUAAUGUGGAGGGAUUCCUCGACAAGAACCGGGAUGCCCUCCGAGCUGAUGUUCUGGAAUUGCUGUGCAGCAGUGAGGUCCCUCUGGUGGCAGAGAUGUCGACCCAACUACGAGCACAACACGACGCCAAUAAAACACUCCCGAGAGGCGCCAACGGACGUUUCGUCACAAUGAAGCCUAGAACUCCAACUGUUGCUGCCAGGUUCUCGGACAGCCUCCACCAGUUGCUGGAGUCGAUGUCAAGAUGCAACCCGUGGUUCGUUCGCUGCAUCAAGCCGAAUACAGAUAAAUCGCCGAUGAAGUUCGACAUGCCGUGUGUCCUCGCCCAGCUCCGAUAUACUGGCAUGCUGGACACGAUCAAGAUAAGGCAGACCGGCUACCCAAUCAGAAUACCUUUCCAAAACUUCGUUGAUAGAUACAGGUACCUGCUAAAAUCGACUCCACCACGGUCGACUCCCUAUCGCGAGAUUUGCAAUUCAAUACUAGCGGAGAUGCCACCUACUGGAGCUGUCGGCGCGGACUACCAACUGGGUGCCGCGCGGGUGUUCAUAAGGGAGGCGUUGCAUAGAGCCUUGGAACGUUCUAGAGCGGAUAAGCUGCGUGCAGCUGCAACCAUAUUGCAAGCGCAUGCACGAGGGUACCUCGCGAGGAAACGCUACCACCAAAUGCGGUCGGCGGCGGUGAAGGUGCAGGCGUGGUGGCGCGGCGCGCACGCGCGGCGGCGCUACCUGGUGGCGCGGCGCGGCGUGACGCGCGCGCAGGCGCUGCUGCGCGGCCGCCGCGCGCGCCGCCGCCUCGCCGCGCUGCGCGACCAGCACCGCCGCCGCCGCGACGCGCAAGUCGCCGCCGCCAAACGUCGUGCGGCCGAACAAAAAGCACAAAAGGCUAAAGCAGAGAGUCUGCAAGUGUUGGAGGUGCCGGCGGAACUGGCCUUCAUAUUAUCGAAGGUUGACGAGUGGCAACCACCGCACACUGAAAGGAAUCUUAUCAAGGUAUCGGGCGACGUGUACGCAGAAGACGAACGCGUACAGUUACCCCGAGAUCUACAACAAUUCGCGUUCUCCAAGUUCAGCUCGGUGUACUUCGCAGACGGUGGUCAACUCAGCCCCAGGAAGCAUCCCAUCACUAGACCUUUCCUGUCUAAGGCUGCUGUCAGGGAUCAAGAUUUUAACGAUGCUGUGGCAACAUUCAAGUUGAUUUUGAGAUGGUGCGACGAGUCUGCGGCUGGCGAUGAAACUAGACAAAAGAUCCUGGCGGACUACAUAGCGUCUCGCGGGCUGCAGUCGCGCGGGCUCCGCGACGAGAUCCUGGUGCAGCUGUGCAACCAGGCCUCGCCCGACAGCGACCGCGUCUGGCACCUCAUGGCGCACUGCCUCGCCGCCUUCCAGCCCGGACCGCCGCUGCACAAGUACCUGGUGCGGCUGAUAUCGGAGCGUGCGCCGGCGCGGUGGCGCGCGGCGCUGGCGCGGCUCGUGUGCGGCGCGGGCGCGGGCGCGGGCGCGGGCGCGGCGCGGGCGCACGCCGCCGCCGCCGCCGCCGCCCGCCGCGCGCCGCCCACGCUGCUCGAGUGGCGCGCCGCCCGCGCCGACGCGCGCCCGGCCUUGCCGCUCACCCUGCCCGACGAGAGCGUACAGCACGUGUGCGUGGAGUCUUGGACAACGUGUGAGCGGGCGGCGGCGGCUGCGCUCGCAGCUGCCGGCGUCACGCGCCGCGCUACUGGAUGGACACUCACUAUGGAGCACAACGGACAACUCACCGAAUGGGCGGGUUGUGAGUACGCGCUGGAUGCGGUAGGCGAAAUAGAAGCAUGGGCGGCAAUGCCCAGCUCCCGUGGCGAACCGCUUCGUGCAUCAGCAUCGCGCCUUGCUCCACCCGCGCCCCCGCCCCGCGCUACUUCCAUCGAAGCAGAUCGUUCGGCUAGACCCCAGGUCCCACCACCGGAACCACCAAAAUCUCGGUCACCAAGUAUCCCACGACUACUCCAAGAUUCCAUCGACGAGGGCCUCUCCGAAUACAACUGGAAAAUCGAGCGGGAAGAGUCGCACGCGAUGUCGAAACAAAACGAUUAUUCUAGAAAGAUAUCCCACGACAUUCUCUCGAGAGAGUCGGCGCUUAAUGAACGUUACUUCGAACAGAGCAACGAUAAAGUCCGCAGUAGAUCGUUGGAUAAUCUGUUGGGAGACAACCCCGUACCACAGCCGACGAAGCUCGCUGACUUGGGAUUAUCGCAGUCACGACUCAACGAUCGAUAUCACUCGGUGGAGAGAUUAGGAGGCGCUCCGAGUGUGGCCAGUAGUAAAGGAGCGAUGGAGAUAGAAUACGGCACUGGAUCGCGAGUGCUGCCGUCGCGAUAUAUAAAGUCGCAAUAUGCGGGAAAACGCGCGCCUGCUGGCUCGCAAUCCAGCCGUGCUUAUAUCGAAAAAAGUUCUGAAUUCGGAGGUGUACGAUCUUCAGCAAUGUCUGAUACUUCUGAAGCUCCAAGCUUAGCAUCACAUGUGCGUCGAGUCAGAGUUCCGAGCCAAGCUUCCGACGUCGACCAGUUCCUGGACGAUCUGUUUUCUCCAGUCCUUGACCCUAAUAUCGACGAACUUUCAGACGCUCGUUCACUUGCUGCCAGCAUUAAGGGAGGAAAAACCUACGCCGAUUUUAUCGAUAAUAUCCUUAAUUGUGAUUACAAAGAUCAAAUGAAAGUAUUGAACAAUGCUAAAGAGUUACAACAUUUAAUUAAAGGAGGUGGUAAAGAGGAAAGGGAUAAGGGUUCUAGCAGAAAGGAAUCGAGUGUCGGUUCAGUAGACGAUUACAUAACCAAUCUUUUUGAUCCCAUUUUUAUGAACGAUAGUCUGAAGAGACUAACUGAUGGGGAAGGACUUUCGGGAGCAAUCAAAGGCGGGGGAGCCACUCCAAGAGCUGCGUCUGCUAACACAUCAGCUUUGAGUUAUGGCGGUUUAUCUUUACCACCAACUAUGCCAGCUACACCCGAAGCUUUAGCAGCGGCGUUAGGUCUUCAUUUACCACCACCUGGAACAGUUGAUAUAAAUGCAUAUCACCAAAACCUUCAAAGAGCGUUUCUACAAAGCGCGAUGGCACAAAAUCUUCAAAUACAACAACAGCUCCUAGCUCAAAAUCAGGCAUUACAAACUCUUCUAGCUGGUCAGGUUGUAGAAUCUUCUGAAACGGAAACAAUCUCACCAGUUAGGCCAUCGACAGUGGUACACGCUCAGGUUCAUUCACCGCCAAGAAUAGCAGUAAAAACUAGACGUGAGUCUAACGAAAGCUCCUCAGCCGGAGCUCCUCCCCCGCCUCCUCCUCCGAUGCCUCCACCACUACAUGCUACAGAUCCAUCUGAAGUACGACCAUUUAUGGAUCCCUAUGGUAGAGCGAAAACAGUUCGUAUAGGUAAAUGGCGAUGGCCUCCUCCUAAAGACGCUACCGGGCAGGAACAAACACAAGAUUUUACUAAAUUUAAGAUGCGCCAGAUACAAAGAAGACACACUCCUCAAGCUCAAACAAAUGGUGUAGAACACGAAGCGCCUAGGGGCAGGUCCCGGUCUGAGGCUUCACCGGGUAUAGAAUGGGAGGAAUUUGAAGUAGACGGCCCAGUAUCACCCAGCAGGGAACCACCUAAUCAACGAACAGCCAGAAGAAGCUUUGAGAUUGGAGCGCAACGUCCUUCACCAGGUAGUGUUGGGAAGCUAAAGCUGAGCUCCGAAAUGAGACAACGACUGGAGCGAGUAACGGCCAAUCAUUCGGUGCGCAGUUCUUCUUCUGCGGCGGAAACACCUCGCACGGUAAAUAAGUUGGAAGACACAAGAAAGCUGAUGUUGGAACGUCAACUAGGAGGUGGCAUGAGGUGGGACGCGCCUCCACCUCCACUCCCGCCAGCACCACCGGGUCCUGCACCACCACCACCGAAAUCUCCCCCCACGCCGCCUGACCGGCCAGCACCUCCACCUCCGGCUCCAGACUCGUCAUCUACGUUUGCUCAAUUACGCCGAGAUAGAGAUACCUUUGGAGUACACCAAAACCGGGAGGCGGACGAUCGUCACGCCUUUCUAGCUAAUUGGAACUCCCGAAGAAAGGACGAACCGGAUUCACCUCGUGACGACUUGGCUACUCGUUUCUUAACAGCGGACCGCCGCGAAAGGAACUCCCGCGUAAGAGACGAUUGGGGAGACGAGUCUGAGAUUAGGAGCUACAAUGGUGACAAACAAGGCCGCGACGAAUGGGACUCUGAAUCUGGCGUCGAUUCCAGUCGACGCGACCGCGACAACUUCUCCGGGAGAGAAGCGUCCGAGAUCUACGAAAUUCAUCCAGCUCGAGCUGAGAGGCGAAGGGAUGAAAACGGCGUCGAUGACUCAUUCGAUCGUAAGCGGUCGCCAUUCUUCGAUGAUUUUGAGCGUUUCGAUGGGAGGAAGAACUCACGUGACAUGCUAGUGGGGCGAGCUAGAGAUAGCCCACGAUCGGAUAUUAUUUUCCCGCCUGAUAACAAUGAUAUGAAGACAACCAGCCGAGCCACGUUCAAAACUCAUAUGGUGCAAAAAGAGAGGGACAGAAAGAUGGAAGCGGAAAGAAGACACUCGGUGUCUACUCACGUGACCGAUAAAACUGAACACCUCGAACGCGACGUGCCGGCGCCAGCGGCACUGCUACCUUCGGAGCGCACGUUCCUCACAUACGGCCGCGUGCCGUGGAAACUGCGCGUGCGCAAGGAGGUCUUCACCCCACUCGAGACCUACAACGAUCCUGCCAUACUAGACUUACUUUAUGCUCAGAUAGUGCACGAUAUAAACUCGACGGCGCCGUCUCUGCGGCUUGGCGCGGCGGAACGACGCGCGGGCGCCGCGUGGCUGGCGGCGCAGCCGGCCGGCCCCCCGCGCGCCGCCGCCAAGCGGCAGGCCGUGGACAUGGCACGCGCGUGGCCCUUCUACUUCGCGAGGCUGUUCACCGCCAGGCUACCGCCCGGCGAGAACGCUGUACUCGCUGUCUCGCACGCCGCCGUCACUAUAGGCGUAAAAGGUCCGGGCGGGCUGGCGGUGCGGCGGUCGCUGCCGCUGGGCGGGCUGCGCGCGUCGUCGCCGGCGCCGCACGCGCUGCAGCUGGCCGGGCUGUCGCUGCACGUGCCGCUCGCGCACCACGCGCACGCGCUCAUCGCCGAGUUCGUAUUACAACACUCUCAGAUUCAACCAAAACCAACGACAAAUGGAGUGCUAAAGGAACGUAUAACUGAACGGGAGAACAGCAGAGAGGCUAGAGAAUCGAGAGACUCCAGAGAUUCACGGGACAUUCGCGAUAGUCGUGAGUCCAGGGAGUCUAGGGAGUCAAGAGAAGAGACAGAGCACGUGGAGAGAAGAGCACAGACUUCAUCGCCUAUACCUCGCGAGAGGGAGAGGGAGCGAGACAGAGAUAGAGAGAUACGGGACGAUAGAAGAGACCAGUCAACGCCACAGCACGACGGAAGGCAUCCACUAUUACAAUUUGCUGUAGAUCACUUCAGACAGAGUCCAGAACUAGAAAUAUUAAAAGCGGACUCGUCGUUGAAGAGCAAAGCGAAACGCAACGAGUGGACAUGGAAAGCUCAGACCGAUGUCGUGAAAUGGCAGGCGACGCCGCUGCGUGCGCCAUUGCUGCGGCUGCCGCCUGCGCUCGCGCCGCCGGCCCUGGAAUGCUUCACAUGUAUACGCGCGUACUGCGGCGACCUCCAGCCCGCUGAGCGGCCGAUGCACCAAGACUUGACUGAAGUUAAAUGUGUUUAUACUGUGCUUAUGCAUUGCCACUCGGUACCGGAGCUCCGCGACGAGGUAUACUGUCAGCUGAUGAAGCAGACGACGUCGAACCGGUCGCCAGCGCCGGACUCCUGCCAGCGCGCCUGGCGGCUCAUGUCCAUACUAGCCGCCUACUUCACUUGCUCAGACACGCUCAGGCCAUUCCUCGUGGAGUACCUGUCAGCGGCGGCCGCGGACCGGCGGCGGCCGUGCCAGGGCACCGCUGCGGUGUGCCUCGCCAACUUACGCAAGACGUUGCGUUGCGGCGGACGGAAGAACGUGCCCAGCGUCGAAGAGGUGACGGCGGUGUCGGCGGGCCGGUCCGCCCGGCGGCAGCUGUACCGGCUGCCAGGCGGCGCGGAGCGUGUAGUCAACACGCGUUGCGCCACCGUCGUCCAAGAUAUUGUCAACGAACUCUGCGACCUCAUCGGCGUGUCGAGCGAGGGCGAGCGCGCGGAGUUCUCGCUGUACUGCAUCGUGGCGGGCGACGCGCUGACGAUGCCGCUGGCGGGCGACGAGUACGUGCUGGACGUGACCACCGAGCUGCAGCGCGCGCACCACCCCUUCUACCUCAUCUUCUGCCGCUCCGUGUGGCACCACCCGCUGCGGACCGACGCGCCGCCGCUCUACACCGAAGUCCUCUUCAACCAGGUGGCGCCUGAUUACCUAGAGGGCCUGGUGGUCGUACUACCAGGCGGUGCAGCCCCAGCGCCAGGCGUGCUGCGUGACGCGGCGUUGGUGGCGGCGCUGCUGCACCGCGCGGCCGCACUGCCAGACGCACCGCAUCCGCGCGACCUGAAGUUCCUGCUGCCGAAGCCGCUGCUAGCGCUGCGCGAGCCGCGGCCGCAACGCUGGGCCUCGUGGGUGGCCGCCGAGUGGCCGGCCGCCAGCCAGCUCGCGCCUGCUGCUGCCAAGGCCAAAGUGCUGCAGGUGUUGUCCCGGUGGCCGCUGUUCGGCUCGUCGUUCUUCGCGGUGCGGCGCGUGACGGGCGGCAGCGCGGGCGAGUGGCGCGAACACGUGCUGGCGCUGAACCGGCGCGGCGUGCACCUGCUGCACCCCGCCACGCACGAGACCGACACGCACUGGCCCUACAGCGAGCUCAUCUCCACCAGGAAGGUGCGGUCGGAGGACGGCACGCUGUUCCUGGACGUGAAGUGCGGGUCGCUGCUGCAGCAGCGCGUGACGCGGCUGCAGGCCGAGCAGGCGCACGAGGUGGCGCGGCUCGUGCGCCAGUACGUGGCGCUGCAGCGCGACCACCACCACCACCGCGACGACCACCGCGACCACCGCGACCACCGCGACCACCGCGACCACGCGCACUCGCCCACCGCCGACUACUGACUACAACAUCCAAACACGUGAAGGUGCCUUUGCGAAUUAAAACAACGUCAACCAGCAUAUUUAAUGAUAUCGAUUGAGUAAAUUUACCUCAAAUAAUCCGUCCCUUAUAGAUCUGAGAUGCUUUGCGUUUUUUUGUAAUU